AAUUUAUUUUCGAGUUAUAUGCAUGGAACACUUUUACAACUAGAUCUAGUACUUGAAGUUCUUCAUCGAAAGUGGAUCUAUUGUGCACUGUCGACGACGAGCGUGAAACAAAACUGGGAGGUUUUUUCUGUAUUCCAAAACAAGACUUCACUAUCGACGUCAAAUACGAUCAUGUUUGGAGCAGAUAAACCAGGAUCUUUUGAAUCUGUAGUUCAGGCCAUGAAUAAAACAGCGCUCUGCUUUUGCGUGGAGAUGUGAUCAGCACUUCAAGAACACGUUCUCUAAUGAUCUAUCAUCGCACAUGAUAACUACGAGGAUGUCGCUCUUAGCUAUACAGAUACAAUAAACCGAGUAAAGACUAGCAUGAUAUAUUUGCAGACUCAGAAAAUUGAUUUUCAAUUUCAUGAUGACCAAUUUUUUGCAGGCACCAACAACAGAACGGACAAUUUUUUUGGUAUCAACCCUGCUUCUUAGAAUCAACUAGCUUGAUAUUGAUGUUCUGUUUGGUUUGCAAUUGUCUGCACUUGCUAUGAUUAAGAAGAUGUUCAGUUCUUCUGAAGCGGAGGGUCAGCAUGGGGCUGGUCCUCCUAGUGUUGCGGCCCGCACGACGACCGGAGUGAAUUGGCGGCGUUGUCUCGUCUGGUUCGCGCAUCACAACCUUUAUUACAACAUGCGCUUUCAAGAGCUCGAGGCAUUGGCAGACAUGUGUGGGAUUUCAAAGACAGACCUGUACCGUGAUCCCGCGACGGGUUUCAGUGAGCCGCCCUCGGCGCAACGAGAGGAACCCUUUGUGUACAUCAAUCUGCCAGAGGCUCGGCGGGAAGAGGUAGUGCGUUUUUGGCUAAGCCGUGCCGUGAUGAUCAAGUACGUGGUUGACGUUUGGGGUGAAGGGACGCUGGAGUCUGCGCAAGCAUCAUUAUCAUGCGCCGAAAAACCAGAAGCGGGUUCGGAUUCUUGGACGAGCAUUUGCAGCGCAACUGCGGCGUAUACUGACCUGCAGGCCAAAUUGAAGAGUGACGAUUGGGCAGCGCUGAGAAGAGCAGCGGCACUAGAGUACGUGAACUCUGACAAAACGUUUUGCUUCCGCUGUUUCGCGUUCGGAAAGUCCUUGCAUCAGGAGUACAAGCAACGACGGAUCACUGAAGUCGCAGAUUUCCUAUGGGGACCCAUUUCUCCAGCAGAAGCCGGCCAAGCGGAUGAGGGCGAUAAGAACACGCCAUCUGACGAAGACCGGCAUUCUCCAAAGCGCCAUCGUACUGACGCGCCACUAGCGAAUGGAGCUACGCCGUCGACCGCGUCUAGUUCUCGCGUCGCCGCUGAACCGCAAACCGCAUGCCCCACAUCUUCUUCGGCCAGCAAUGGCGCUCCGGCAAACUCCAAGGCAGCAGCCGAGGCGCACUCCACCAAAAGACCGACUGACUCUUCUGGACUUCCGCAAAAGGACUCAUCAAAGAAUGACUUUUAUUUGCAUCGUCCUAGGAAAAUUGACUUGCAGGGACCCGAAACCAUGCUCAUGAUUCUGGAAGACUACGGAGUGGAAGAGACGCACAAACUGGACAAGACUUUGCGACGCGUGUUUCUUGCGAGGCAUCUAGGGUCGGGACGCACGCAUAUGGCGUCAAGUAAAAAUCUAGCCUUUUACGAACACUAUGCAUUAAACAAGAGAUGCAUCUUGGGUCCAACGACAAUGGAAAACGAACUAGCCUUCCUAAUGGCCAAUUGUGGACAGGUACUUCUCGAUAGUUUUUUUCGUUCUACUGCGAUAUGUCCUCCUCCAUCUUUCAAGAUUGUUGAUAGUAAGCUGGAACACGCUGAACACCUCAUUUGGUAGCGUUGUAUUCACUUAUUUUCGUCAAUUGCUUGGUGUCCAACAGCCAUCGUCGUGAUUUUCUCAUUCAUGAUGCAGUGAUCCCACUUUGACUUUCUUACUUUUUGCCUUUCCACUCCGUCAGGUCUCAUCGAGUAGCCUUGCGAUGGAUCCUUUUUGUGGGACUGGCGGUUUGCUUAUACCAAUGGCUCAUUUCGACACGCAAACAAUCGGAAGCGACCUCGACAUUCGGGUACUCAAAGGAUGGCGAAUCGCGUAUCAGAAAAACACGAAAAAGUGUGCUGAAAUUUGUGAAAGCAUUCGAUUCCGCAAGCCUGAGGAAAAGACAGCAGCUAUAAUGCAGACGGGAAGCACUAGUGCAACCGAUGCUGCUGAUGUAUACAUGGAUGAUGCGGCAGAGCAGUCAGAUCAGAACCAGAAUGCCAGGGAUAUCACGAGAAAAAGUGAAAAAGAAGACUGCAUAAUACAAACGGAUUCGAAGCCUCAAGAUGAAACAAAGGCUGCAGCGAAAAACGUCUCAGGUGAGCAUUCUUCAUCUUCGUCUACAGCUUUCGCCCUACCCGCGAAGAAAGGACCGGCUUCACAUCCUUCCUCUUCCGCCUGCAAAGACAUCUACAUGAAUUUUUACCAGUACAAGCUGAAGCGCCCUGAGAUCGUGGUCACCGACAACAGCCGCAAGCCGUGGCGUCAGACGCGUCCCUGGUUAGACGCUAUCGUCACGGAUCCGCCAUACGGGAUUCGCGCUGCGUCAAAAAAGGUCCAAAACAACUUUAACGGCGGAGAUGACCCCAGAAUCUACGACCGCGGGAACUACAUCGCUCGUAAAGAAUUAUACGAGGAGGAUGAGAUCUUACGAGAUCUUUUGCGCUUCGCAGCUCGCAACCUCGUUGACGGAGGGCGCCUAGUUUUCCUUCUGCCAAUCGAUCUGGUUGAACUUAAACGCCGUGCAGCAGCAGAAGAUGGAUCUCUUGUACAACAAGUCGGUGCAGGUGGGGAAUUGCCGCAGACUGUCGAUUCCAUCCGCUCGUUGCGGGAGCGUGCAUUGCCCCAAUUACCGCAGAACCUUAGCAGCGGCGUCAAUGGAGACGCAUCAUCAUUGACAAAUACAAGAAGGACUGGAAAUUCUACUGCGAUGACUUCUGCUUCUGCUGGUGGUGAGGGUUGUGCCGCAUUGUCCCAUGAAACCACCGAUGUGGUUGCUGCAGAAGGCACCGGAGCUAGUGCUGGACCGCCGCCAUCUUCGGCAAACGGGAAACCCCUUGCGAACAAAAAGACUGGACGGAAACAGAAGCAAAAGAACCAAGACUGGUGGACGAACACGACACGUGAUCCUGUCCUGCUUGAUCAGAGCCGAUAUGCAAUUCCGACAGAACCGGGACUAGAACUUGAAUCUGCGACGCUGCAGGUCUUGAGUGGCGGACUUGGCAGACUUCUAGUUGUCAUGAAUCGACUGCCGCGUGUUAGUCAGGAUUCUCGUAUUCAUGUUUAGAGGAACAUGCUUCAUUGAACAUGAACAGCGAUUUCUUUUCGCUAACUCCGUUCCUUGCGACUUCACAUUACCCUGCUUCCCACAAUGAAUUUUACUUCUGAAGAAAAUACGAUCAUUGAUAUAUUUCGACUCAAUUACGGUGUUUCUCCGGCUAACGCAAUCACAGUCACAUGCCUCCUACCCCACCUGACGGCGAAUGGAUUAUCU
Molecule: messenger RNA, 3524 nt
Organism: Amoebophrya sp. A25
Lineage: Eukaryota; Dinophyceae; Syndiniales; Amoebophryaceae
Source: the annotation of a GenBank genome assembly